Xenia sp. Carnegie-2017 is the source of this 2656-nucleotide messenger RNA. Its product is annotated as putative leucine-rich repeat-containing protein DDB_G0290503. Lineage: Eukaryota; Metazoa; Cnidaria; Anthozoa; Malacalcyonacea; Xeniidae. The transcript has 10 exons. The record is from RefSeq and is a predicted model, not a curated record. The coding region runs from base 204 to 2267 and encodes 687 amino acids.
GUUGACUUAGCUGGAAGACAAGUGUACAACACUUAUUGAGGACUGUCUUACACACCAGCUUUCAUAAAAAUUGCGACAUUGAAAAACAGAAUUCGGUAGAUCGAUAAAUUAAUACAGAUUUAAAGGUAAAUUGUUUUCUCGGAAUCAAGUGAAAGUAAAAGUUCACUGCAGACUAAAACAAAACAGAAAUAACACAAAUAACAAUGGCUGAUUUCUAUCCUGAAAAUCGCGAAGUAAAGGAGCAUAUCAAACGGGAAGUGAAAUGGUUGGACGAUAAAGAGACACUGUUGGAAGAGAUAGAAUCUCUAAAAGCACAAGUACAACAACUGCAGCAACAACAAAGAGAUGAUGAAAACAAAUUGUUGCACAAUGAAAACGAAGACUUGAACACAAAACUUGAUAAUAUACAGAGAGAGCAAGAAGAAUAUGCCCAAAAUAGCUUGAAAGAAAUAAUAGACAAAUAUGAACAGCAGCUGCUCGCUGAGAAAGAAGAAGCACUUCGUGAAAAGAAUGAGUUGCAAGAAACUUUAAAAGAAGAAAUUGUAGAAUUAAAGAAGAAAGUGGAAGAAAUGGAAAAAGAACGAGAAACUUUAGCCGAAGAAAGGGACAAAACGAACCAGUCGUUUGCAGAGUUAGAAGAAACAGAAUACAACGAAGAAGGGAAUGACAAUUUCUGCCCUCUGAAUGAUAAAAGUCCAUCAAUUGAAGAACUUCAGCAAGAACAGGAUUUCGAAGUAAUAGAAAACAACGAAUUGUUUCAUUCUUUAAAAAUUGAAAAUGAAGAAUUGAAGAAGAAAGUGGAAGCUAUGGAAAGAAAAGGAGAAUUGUUAGCCAAUGAGCUGAAAGAAAAAGAAGAAAAAUUUAAACUGUCGCUUGCCGACUUACAGAAAAAUCAUAAUAAAGAUCACAAUGAAUUUUUAUGCUCCCUGAAUGACAAAAACCAAUCGAUCAAUGACUUACAAGAAACAUUAAAAGAGAAAAAUGAAGAGUUGAGCGUGAAAGGGGAGGAAAUUGAGAAAGAACGAGAAAUAUCAGAGCAAUCGAAAGAAGAGAACGAGGAACUAAAAAAGUCAUUUGCUGAGUUAGAAAAAGAGCGAGAUGAAAAGAAAAGUGAUAAAAACGAAUUGAUCAAUGACUUACAAGAAACAUUAAAAGAAAAAAAUGAAGAAUUGAGCGUGAAAGUGGAGGAAAUUGAGAAAGAACGAGAAAUAUCAGAGCAAUUGAAAGAAGAGAACGAGGAACUAAAAAAGUCAAUUGCUGUGUUAGAAAAAGAGCGAGAUGAAAAGGAAAAUGAUAAAAACAAAUUGAUGGAAAAAAUUCAAAAGAAACAGGAAGAGCUGGAAACGAACGAAGAAAAAAUUCAAAAAGUACAAGAAAAGAACAACCAAGUUGAGGUUGAAAGUGCUAGAAUAAAGAAACUUUAUGAUGAAUUAGCGUCCAUUUACGAUGAAACUGAGCUGGCGCUGGGAAAAAGAAAGAGCCAACUGAACGAAGCAUUGAGAAGUCUGAAAGAAUUAAGACAACAACAUGAACAGAUUUUCAAUGAAAAGUUGGAAAUGCAGAAGACAAUAGAAAGGUGUAAUGAGAAAAUUCAAAAAAUGCAGAACGAAAAAGACGAAAUGGAAAACGAACUUAUAGUGUUCAGAAUACAACUGAAAGAGUUAACAAAUCAAGAAGAAUCUUUGCUUGAUAAACAACAAAAAACGGAAAACAAACUGAAGGAACGUGAUGGCAUCAAAGAAAAAUUUCAAGACCUGAAGAGAGAGGAUAUUGAAAGUAGCGAAAAAGUUGCUUCGUUGAAUAAAGAAUUAAAUGCUCUCAGGGUAGAAAACCAUUCAUUGAAGGAAGAGAACAAGGUUUUAAAAGAAAAAAUUUCAUCUGGCAUUUCUCCGGACAGCUUAUUAAUGUCGAGACAAGAGACAAUGCAGAAUAAUGAGCAAGAGACGAUGAUCAGCAUCGAUGAAAAGCAAUGGUACCAGAAUGAACCAGGUGACAAACUGUUCGCCAAUAUUUAUGGUGAGUUGAAAAACCAAUUUGGCAACGUUAACAUCUGCAGAAAGAGGAGAAGUCAAAGCAUCACGCUACUCUUCACUCAUCAAGGACGUAAUGUGUCUCUGUCUUUCCCACAAGAUUUUCCUCGUAGUUGUGCGAGUAUGAAACUGAGGAAAGAUUUAUUAAAUACCCAAGAUUUCAACAUACAAUAUAACCAAAGCCAACACGCGCAGUUUUUUCAUGAAAUUUUCAGUUAUUUGAUAAACGCUGCAUAAGAGAACAGAUAUAUGAUGGUCUUGUAGCGUAUUUUGGACACAAAUAAUUAGGUAUUAGUAUUAAACAAUCAUAGCUGUCAAACUGUAUCUGGCUAUGAGUUUUCAAAAAAGCAAUGACCAGACGAAUUUUAUUUUAAUAUAUUUUAUGGAUAGUCUGACGUAUACUUGACGUAUAAGUUAUGUAGCCCGUAUAUAGCCCGUAUACUUGACGUAUAAGUUAUGUAGCAUGUAGAAUAUACAUUUAAGUUUAAUGUAAUAUUUAAGUAUGCAAUUUGUCUUUCGUAGAAUCACGUUAGAGAAUUGAGAAUAAUUUAUAAAUGGUUUAUUAGCCAGGACGUUAGAUUUAAUAUUAAAUGCUUAAAAAAAAUUAAAAGAAACAUAGGACUGUA